CCCAUCCACGCCAGCCGCCCCGUCACCAUUGGAAUCGCCUUUCCCCUUGGAAAUCUGCAGGCGAAUCCGAGAUCCGAGCGCCCCACGCCCCCAACUCCCGCUGGCUGCUUGUUUUUUUUUUUUUAAAAAAAAUCGAAUCGGAUUGCAACUUCUUUAUAUAAGCCGCACUGCCCCACGUUCGCUUUCUCCGACGACCCCGCCGAGCGCGAAAUCGAUAGAUUGAAAUAGGGGAACACUGCGCCGCGGGGUGUGGAAGCCAGCAGCCAGCGCCAGCGCAAAAAUGGAAUCCCUAGCCGCCGCCUCCGUGUUCUCCCCCUCCCGCGUCGCCGCCCCGGCGGCGGGGGCCCUGGUUCGGGCGGGGGCGGUGGUGUCGGCCGGGAUGAGGAGGAGGAGCGGCAGGAGCGGCGGCAUGAGGUGCCGCGCCGUGACGCCGCUGGCGAGCGCGGUGAUGAGCAGGGGCGCCGUGGCGGCGAAGGCGGCGGAGGAGGAGAAGAGGCGGUUCUUCGAGGCGGCGGCGCGGGGGAGCGGGAAGAGCAACCUGGUGCCCAUGUGGGAGUGCAUCGUGUCCGACCACCUCACCCCCGUGCUCGCCUACCGCUGCCUCGUCCCGGAGGACAACGUCGACGCCCCCAGCUUCCUCUUCGAGUCCGUCGAGCAGGGACCUCAGGGCACCACCAACGUCGGCCGCUACAGCAUGGUGGGAGCCCACCCGGUGAUGGAGAUAGUGGCCAAGGAGCACAAGGUCACGAUCAUGGACCACGAGAAGGGCCAGGUGACGGAGCAGGUCGUGGACGAUCCUAUGCAGGUGCCCAGGAACAUGAUGGAGGGAUGGCACCCACAGCAGAUCGACGAGCUCCCUGAAUCCUUCACAGGCGGAUGGGUUGGGUUCUUUUCCUAUGAUACGGUUCGUUAUGUUGAGAAGAAGAAGCUGCCAUUCUCUGGUGCUCCCCAGGACGACAGGAAUCUUCCUGAUGUGCAUUUGGGGCUCUACGAUGAUGUUCUUGUCUUCGAUAAUGUUGAGAAGAAAGUGUAUGUCAUCCAUUGGGUAAAUGUGGACCGGCACGCAUCAAUUGAGGCAGCGUACCAAGAUGGCAGAUCUCGGCUGGACCAGUUGCUGUCCAAAGUGCACAAUUCUAACGUCCCCACGCUCUCUCCAGGAUUUGUGAAGCUGCACACCCGCCAGUUUGGUACACCGUUGAACAAGUCAACCAUGACAAGUGAUGAGUACAAGAAUGCUGUUAUGCAGGCUAAGGAGCAUAUUAUGGCUGGGGACAUCUUCCAGAUCGUUUUGAGUCAGAGGUUUGAGAGGAGAACAUAUGCCAACCCAUUUGAGGUUUAUCGAGCUUUACGAAUAGUGAACCCUAGCCCAUACAUGGCGUAUGUACAGGCAAGAGGCUGUGUCCUAGUUGCAUCUAGCCCUGAAAUUCUUACACGAGUCAGUAAGGGGAAGAUUAUUAAUCGGCCACUAGCUGGAACUGUUCGAAGGGGCAAGACAGAGAAGGAAGAUCAAAUGCAAGAGCAACAACUAUUAAGUGAUGAAAAACAGUGUGCUGAGCACAUUAUGCUUGUAGACUUGGGGAGGAAUGAUGUUGGCAAGGUCUCCAAACCUGGAUCAGUAAAGGUGGAAAAGUUAAUGAACAUUGAGCGAUACUCCCAUGUUAUGCACAUCAGCUCCACGGUUAGUGGACAGUUGGAUGAUCGUCUCCAGAGCUGGGAUGCCCUGAGAGCUGCAUUGCCUGUGGGAACAGUCAGUGGUGCACCAAAGGUGAAAGCCAUGGAGUUGAUAGACGAGUUGGAAGUCACAAGGCGAGGACCAUAUAGUGGUGGUUUAGGAGGGAUAUCAUUUGAUGGCAACAUGCAAAUCGCACUUGCUCUCCGAACCAUUGUAUUCUCAACGGCACCAAGCCACAACACGAUGUACUCAUACAAAGCUGCUGAUAGGCGUCGGGAGUGGGUUGCUCAUCUUCAGGCUGGAGCGGGCAUUGUUGCUGACAGUAGCCCAGAUGAUGAACAGCGCGAAUGCGAGAAUAAGGCUGCAGCAUUAGCUCGGGCUAUCGAUCUUGCGGAGUCAGCUUUUGUAGACAAGGAAUAGUGUGCCAAGAGAAUUAUUUGUUAGUUCUAGUAAAUGUUUCUUUACCCACUUCCUGUUAAGAAAGGUGUCAUUAGUGGGUGGAGAAAAGCAAUAAGCUUAUUAUGUUCUCCCGCAAAACGAAUAAAUCUGGGAACUGUGGAUGUUCCCUUUUUUGGUAUCCUAGAAGUAUGUAAAUGUAUUGUUAGAUUGUCAUCUUUCUGAUUGGAUGUCUAUAGACUCUUUAAUUCUUGCUC
Molecule: messenger RNA, 2325 nt
Organism: Setaria italica (foxtail millet)
Lineage: Eukaryota; Viridiplantae; Streptophyta; Magnoliopsida; Poales; Poaceae
Product: anthranilate synthase alpha subunit 2, chloroplastic
Exons: 10
Coding region: 281-2092 (603 amino acids)
Biological process (GO): L-tryptophan biosynthetic process
Molecular function (GO): anthranilate synthase activity
Source: RefSeq, a predicted model, not a curated record